Polypterus senegalus (gray bichir) is the source of this 2025-nucleotide messenger RNA. RefSeq names its product iroquois homeobox 5a (gene irx5a). The coding region runs from base 381 to 1718 and encodes 445 amino acids. Lineage: Eukaryota; Metazoa; Chordata; Cladistia; Polypteriformes; Polypteridae. Gene Ontology annotation, cellular component: nucleus. Gene Ontology annotation, biological process: cell development; neuron differentiation; regulation of transcription by RNA polymerase II. The transcript has 3 exons. Gene Ontology annotation, molecular function: DNA-binding transcription factor activity, RNA polymerase II-specific; RNA polymerase II cis-regulatory region sequence-specific DNA binding. The record is from RefSeq and is a predicted model, not a curated record.
CAAUGAUCCUCCUUCCUUCGCUACUUCUGACAACACCCUGAGAGGAGGAGCGAAGAAGGCGUCACAAUCCUCAGUUUCCAACUUAGCAUCUUGGCAGGACAUUUUUCCAAAGCAAAGCCCCCCAAUCCGAAGGCAAAAAAGUUCUUCUGCAUGAUAUAGAGGGGAAAAGGAAAAGAAAAUAAGAGAAAGUCUCGUACAAGUAAACACCUGGAGCUGUUCAAGGGCAGCUGGUAGAAAACAAAUAAGAAGUCACCACAUCCAUAAGUACAAAAAAGAUCAAGAUUUGCUGCUGGUCUCCAUGGUUUCUGAAGCGAAGUGCAUGAACGAGUAAAAGCGAGAAAACUUUUGCAAGCAAGUGGCUGAUCUCGGUGGGUUUAGCCAUGUCGUAUCCUCAGGGCUACUUGUACCAGCCGUCCGCUUCUCUGGCUCUCUAUUCAUGUCCGGCUGCCUACAGUACGAGCGUGAUCUCUGGACCUCGGACAGAAGAGCUAGGCAGGUCCUCUUCUGGGUCGGCUUUCGCUCCUUAUGCGGGAUCUACGUUUACCAGUCCUUCAGCCGGUUAUAACUCCCAUCUCCAGUACAGCGCCGACCCGACGGCUGCAGCCACCUUCACUUCGUACGUGAGCUCUCCUUACGACCACACUACCGGGAUGGCAGGCUCUAUAGGAUAUCACCCGUACGCUGCCCCUUUAGGUUCAUACCCCUACGGGGACCCCGCGUACAGAAAAAACGCCACGAGAGAUGCAACUGCCACCCUAAAGGCCUGGCUCAACGAGCAUAGAAAGAACCCAUAUCCUACAAAAGGGGAAAAGAUUAUGCUGGCCAUCAUCACUAAGAUGACCCUCACGCAGGUGUCUACAUGGUUUGCCAACGCAAGGAGAAGAUUAAAAAAGGAGAACAAAAUGACAUGGACACCUAGAAACCGAAGUGAGGACGAGGAAGAAGAGGAGAACAUCGAUCUGGAGAAGAACGACGACGACGAAUCGCACAAACCCAUCGAGAAGGCGGAUUCCAACGACAACGAGACAGGAGAACAUAAACCAAACUCAACAGACAUCACCUGCGACAGGUUUAAGGAGGAAAGCGCAGGGAAUGAAAUCGACCCCCUUUUGACGGACUCGGAAUUAAAAGAACCCCCAGAGGAGCGGACGGACAUCUUUGGCCCUGAUUCCCCGAAGGCCACCACUUCUUCGCCAUCGGCUGUGCAUCACGGAGCUGAGAUCCUGGUCCAGGAAGGACCUGUUGAGAUACUCCACACAUCUGGCACAACCGGUACCGCCACCUCUGUCAUCCACUCACCCCCAGCUGCUAACCCCAAACCCAAACUUUGGUCUUUGGCUGAAAUCGCCACUUCAUCGGACAGGUCUAAAGAGAGCAGUGACACGUCUCAGCCCACGGGUGCCAGCGGGGCGAUGACGGGCAGCGCGCAAUCCCCAUCGCGGUCUCCAUCACACCAGUGUCACUUUCCCAACAGUGCGGUCCUGUCGCGACCCCUUUACUACACGUCCCCGUUUUACGCGGGUUAUACGAACUACAGCACUUUUGGACCUCUGCACGGAUCUAACACAGUAUCCUCAACACAUUUCAAUGGAUUAAAUCAGACUGUACUUAAUAGAGCAGAGAUUUUGGUCAAAGAAAGUAAGAUCAGGAGCCAGACGCAGGUAGAUCUUUGUAAAGAGUCCGCUUAUGAACUGAAGAAAGGUAUGUCAAACAUUUAAUAAGGGCUUCCACCCCCACGCAGCCACGCAGGGCAUCCGGACUCCUAUUUAUUACUCGCCUUGGUGAUACCGAGCAGCACAUCAUUCAGUACAUAAUUCGGAGGAAGCGUAUUUUCUGCAAGAAAAAUGCUUAUUCACAAAUUAUAGUUUCUUUUUUUGGAUAGUGGAUAAUCCAAAAGAUGUAUCGAAGAAUUGUCUUAACCGCAGCCGCAAGAAAGAAUUUGUAUUAAAACUAAUAUGUAUAUUUAAUGUAGCAUUUUUGUAUUUAAAAUGGACAAUACGAUAUCUUUGAAGUAAAUUAUGAAAA